UAAAGCCUUUGGCUGUCCGGGCAUGCUGGGAGUUGUAGUUUGGCAACAGCUGGAGGCACCCUGGUUGGGAAGCACUGCCUUAGAGAGUGACAGUUUGUGUGGAUUUAAAGCCUUUGGCUGUCCGGGCAUGCUGGGAGUUGUAGUUUGGCAACAGCUGGAGGCACCCUGGUUGGGAAGCACUGCCUUAGAGAGUGACAGUUUGUGUGGAUUUAAAGCCUGCCCUAGUUCUGCACAUUAUCUUGUGCUCCUCGUGUGCUGGCACCACCCACAGCUAAGACACCUCCGGUCAUUUACCUAAAACUGCCUGGUAUAAGUCCUAGCCCUGAAUCUAUCUCAUAAUUGCAGUGAUUGGAAACUCGCCUCCUCCCCUUGGCUGUGCAGGCAGAAGUGACAGGGCUGUGUGGCUGCGAGAAGACAGGACCUGAGUAUGAUCUGUUUAUGUCCCACUCAACACUGAAGUCUUGUUCUGCUGAGGACAAACCAGAGGACAGAGAUGGCUGACAGACACUACAUAGACGACUCGCAAGGAGACCGAGACAAACAAGAAUGGGGCUAUGUGGAAGGUGUAGAGUGGGGUUUACUUUACCCAGAAGCAAAUGGACAGUAUCAAUCUCCAAUCAACAUUAAUUCAAGAGAAGCUCUUUAUGACCCUUCAUUACUAGAAACUAAACUAUUUCCAAACUAUGUUGUCUGCCGAGACUGUGAAGUUAUUAAUGAUGGCCAUGUAGUUCAGAUCCUGCUAAAGUCAAAAUCAGUUUUAACAGGAGGUCCGCUGCCUCGUAGUCAUGAAUAUGAAUUAUAUGAAGCAAAAUUUCAUUGGGGCAGAGAAAACCAGCGAGGUUCAGAGCACACAGUCAACUUCAAGGCUUUUCCAAUGGAGCUCCACCUUAUCCAUUGGAACUCUACUUUAUACAGGAACAUAGAGGAAGCCUUAGGCCAAGUACAUGGGAUUGCUAUAAUUUCCUUAUUCGUACAGAUAGGAAAAGAACACAUAGGCUUGAAAGUCAUAACAGACAUUCUUGAGGAUAUCCAGUAUAAAGGAAAAUCCAAAACAAUACCAUGUUUUAAUCCUAACACAUUAUUACCAGAUCCCCUACUCCGCGAUUACUGGGUGUAUGAAGGUUCCCUUACAAUGCCACCAUGUAAUGAAGGUGUUACAUGGAUAUUGUUUCGAUAUCCUUUGACAGUGUCUCAAAGUCAAAUGGAAGAAUUCAGGCGACUGAGGAUGCACAUUAAAGGAGCAGACCUUGAGGACGAAAGUGAUGGAAUACUGGCCGAUAACUUUAGACCUACUCAACCGCUUAGUGACAGGAUUAUACGAGCAGCAUUUCAGUAAAAAACGUGUAAACAUUUAUUUGUAUUGAACUUGAAACCAUCUUUUUUCUGGAUAUAUUUUUCUUUUUUGUAGAUAUUAUUUGACAUUUUUCAUGGAUGUAACAUUAACAUACAGAGCACUCUGUUAUUCAAGCCGUGCAUGAAAACGAUUGCUCAAACCCUGGGGAAGAACCUUAUCUCAAAUCUUUAUUCAUUGCAGGAGAUACAUAAUAUUGGUAACUGAACAAAUAACCUCACAUGUCUGGUACUCUGCUUCUAGUGGGCUAGUUUCAGUAAAUUACUGGAGCUGGAUUGAGUUUAUAGUUCCAAAUUAUAAAAUGUAUAGGUGUUAUGUUGUUUUGACAGUGACUUAUCCCAGUGGAAGAAUAACUUCUACUAAGGAACAAGAGGCUAUGUAACCUGUAUAGAGAAUAUAGAGGGACAAUUCAUUGCUUGGCUGAUAUAUGUGUGAAUUUCCUACAUUUGUAAUUAGUAAUACAUCAACAAGAGUUAGACAAAAUAACUAAGAGACCCCUAUUUUUAGAUAGUCAAGUUCAGAUCUUGUAUGUGAAUGUUCCCUUAAAGGAGUACUCUAGUGCCGACUAUUCCUCCUCCGUUGUGCCCGGGCUGAAAAAAAAAUGUAAAUAAGCUCUCACUCAACUUCCUGCACUCUCCCUGUGCACUGCUAUAGCUGUUCGGUCCUCCGGUCCCAUCUUCUGCCUUCUUCAUGUGCACGUAUCGUCACACUGCACUCGGCCUAUCACUGUCUGAGGCAGGACAUAGCUGGUGAUAGGCUGAGAGCCGUGUGACGAUCCGUGUACACGGAAGAAGGAAGAAGACGGGACUGGAGGACCGAUCAGCUUUAGCGGCGCUUCAGGGGAACACAGCUAGGUGAGUGAAAGUUUAAUUUCAUUUUUUCAGCCUGGGCACAACGGCGGGGGAAUAGUCAGCACUACAGUACUCCUUUAAAAGGUUACUCCGCUCCACUGCACCCGAAACAUUGAAUUCCAAAUGCUGUGUGUAGUCUUGGCAAGGUGGCAAGACGUCUAUGGCAAGGGGGCAAGACGGCCGUCACAUGACGGGGCGUGACAUCACGAGGGGGCGGGCGUGAACAUGGAAGCCCGCACACAGCAUUCGGAACUCAAUGUUCCAGAUGCUGGGUAGCAGAGUAUCCCUUUAAAAAGUACCUGUCAUCAAACCAUAUUUUCUGAACUUUUUCCCUAACUACUCCUAACACCUCCUUUUUCUGAACUUUUAAAAGCUCUGUAUCAUACCUUUCCAUCACAUUGUGUGAGUUUCCAGCAGGAGAAAGUGGGCGAUCUCCAGCAGGCCCGAUGUCACUGAAGCCUGUGAGAGCUGUGCCUCCCCAUGCCCUGCAUGCAUUUCCUGAGUUUGGUCUCCUGCCAGGCCGGGAGGACACAAAACGAACUGUUUGACUUGCGGCAAGGAACACAACAGGCAUUUUUUUAAUUACAUCAAUAACAUAUAAAGGUUGAGAAUUUUAACAGCAAGUAAAUAGCAAAGUAUCUUAUACAGUGAUCCCUCAACUUACAAUGGCCUCAACAUACAAUAGUUUCAACAUACAAUGGUCUUUUAUGGACAAUUGUAACUUGAAACCAGACUCGACAUACAAUGCCAUGGACAGUCCAGAUCUGUGAAAUGUGUCAAUGGCUGAAAGAACUGACCAAUCAGAAAGGGCAUUCACUGGUAAAACCCCUGUAUUACUGAAGCGUAUGCACUGAAUUCCUGUCUGGUAGCGCCCCAUACAAUACAGGGAGGUAUUACAUGUUCUUUACUACUCUUUACCUGUGCCACAGUUAGCUGCUACUUUGGACACCAGGUGGGGGCGGCUCCAUGUUACUUUUUUAGGACACUGUGUGUACUGUACAGGACCCUAAAGAAGUUCCUGUCCUCUACAUAGACAGUGAUACAGCUUCCAGCAGAUCUUUCUUACUUUUAUAUGUAAGGAUUUGCUUUAUCUAUAUUAGUUAUCUACUUAUUUUUCUUUAAUCCUCACUUUUUCCUAUUUUUGGAUGACAUUUUGGUGCCUUCAGAACCAAUUACCAGGUUUCCAUAGAGUUAUGGUCUCAAUAUACAAUGGUUUCAAAAUACAAUGGUUGUCCUGGAACCAAAUAAUAUUGUAACUUGAGGGACCACUGUAAUUACACAACAUACAAUUUAUUAAAAGUUUUGUUUGGUGACAGGUACUCUUUAAAGUGGGCCUGUGGUCAGUCAAAAAAUAAAUAAAAAAUAAAUCAGUUGUGUUUAUACUUUCCUGCCAUACUGCCUCCAUUCUUGAGAUAUAGUAGUGAUUGACCAUUUGGUACUUUUAACGAAAUAGUCAGAUUCACACCCUAUUUUACAAUAAUGUUCUUGCCCAUCUGACUUUGAAAUGAAAAAAAUCUCAACUUGUUUGGACUGACCACAGUUCCCCUUUAACUUUCUUUUGUGUAAUGCAAUUCAAGUAAUCAAAGUAUUUUGCUUCAUGGUUAUUAUUUAGUAUGACCCCAAUGUAACAUGGGUUCUGAAAAGAUAGAAUACUUUAUAGCCAUACUGUGGUGCAGUGUGCCAAUGUUUAGUACAUUGUGCCACAAAUGUGUCUGUGCCAAAAUUAGUGACGCAUUGUGCCAAAAAGAGCCAUACAAACCCGGAAAAAGGGGCAUGGUUGGAUAGAAAAGGGGCAUUUUCUCACAAAUCAAUCUAUUUACUAUUGACUUCACAGUAAAUCCUGUGAAUAAUGAAUACAUUUCUUAAACAAAUCUGUAAAUCUGUGAAUUCCAAUAGUAAAUAGAGUGGAAUCAUGCAACUCUAAAACAACAUUCCACACUAAUAAAAGCUGAACACUCAUAGUAGAUCAGGGCCACUAUCUGCAAUUUUUCACAUAAUGAUUACAAAGUUUAAAAAGAAAAAGACAAAAA
This is a messenger RNA of Hyla sarda, 4232 nucleotides long. It is a transcript of the gene CA8, whose product is annotated as carbonic anhydrase 8. Gene Ontology annotation, molecular function: zinc ion binding; carbonate dehydratase activity. Lineage: Eukaryota; Metazoa; Chordata; Amphibia; Anura; Hylidae. The coding region runs from base 494 to 1336 and encodes 280 amino acids. The record is from RefSeq and is a predicted model, not a curated record. The transcript has 9 exons.